Molecule: messenger RNA, 5968 nt
Organism: Anolis carolinensis (green anole)
Lineage: Eukaryota; Metazoa; Chordata; Lepidosauria; Squamata; Anolidae
Gene: entrep3
Product: endosomal transmembrane epsin interactor 3
Exons: 13
Coding region: 625-2709 (694 amino acids)
Cellular component (GO): membrane
Source: RefSeq, a predicted model, not a curated record
GAGCCUUGCAGCAGGGCGUGGGCUCCUUCCCUGCAGCAUCAGGACCAGCCCGAGCAUCCUCCAGAGACCGAGGGAUGCAGGCGCCAGGAAUAGCCCUGGCUCGGAGAUGCCCUGCAGAUGGGCGGACGAGCUGACGGACAGACAGACGGACAGACAGACGGACAGGAGGGCCAUCCCUGGGAGAUCGGAGCCUGACGCCUGCAAGAUCCAAGGAGAGCGAAGCCUUGGUCUGGAACGCAAUGGCUGAGAGCAACCACGUCUUUCCGGGUGAAGGCUUUGGUCCGUGGGCUCGUCUGGAAGGGACCCCCAAGGGCCAUCCAGUCUAAUCCUUCUUCCAUGCAGGAGGACACCAUCAAAGCCCUCCUGACAGAUGGCCAUCCUGCUUCUGCUUAAAAACUUCCAGACGAGACUCUAGCAGACUCUAAGGCAACCUAUAUUGCACUAGAGUUGGGCCAUCCAGUCCGACCCUUCUGCAAUGCAGGAGGACACCAUCAAAGCCCUCCCAAUAGAUGGCCAUCCAACCUCAGUCCUUGAGGAUCUGGGCUAAAACUUGAGACCUUUUCAGCGAAGUGAUAGAAGCCUCAAGUGGCUCCCUCUGCCCGCCUCUUCUUCUGGGGCAGCGUCAUGCCCUCUCGCAGCGACUCCAGCUACUCACUGACCGCGCGCACGUCCCACAGCUUCACCCACCUGCGCGUCCGCCGCGCCUGGCUCCAGAUCAUCCUCCUCUUGGGCUUCAUCCAGAUGGUCCUGGGGGUCCUCAUUGUGACCCUCAGCCUCCUGGUGACCACCACCGUCGCCCCGCAGAACAGCCUCCGAAGCUCGUGCCCCAUCUGGGCUGGCUUUCCGCUGGCAUUCUCCGGAGUUGUUGGCAUCGUUUCUUGGAGACGCCCUUUCACCUCCGUGAUCACCUUCUUCACGCUCCUCUCGGUCCUGGGGAUCAUGCUGAGCCUGGCGGGCUCCAUCCUCUCCUGCCGACACGCCCAGCAGGUCAAGGAGCAGGAGGUCUGCGAGCGGCUCAAGCACCAGGAGAGCUUCCGUCCGCAGGAGAACCACCGCCUGGACCCUCUGGGGAGACACCACGGCGGCGCCGUCUCCCAGCUGAACGUGGGCACGAACAGGAACCGUUUUGCGCAGGUGUUCCCCCCAACUGAGCAAAACAAGCAGUGCAAUUCCGAAGCGAUCUGCAGAAACAGCCCAGACCGGGUUCCCGACUGUUCUCGGCUCCUCUUGGUCAUCAAGGAUCUACUCUUCAGUGUUUGCGGCCUGACUAUUUUCGCUAUCGUGGUGUGCACCCUUUCGGCCAUCACAUGUUGCAUCCAGAUCUUUUCUGUGGACAUCCUCCAUGUGCUUUCUCCUCCGCGUUCCAGCUCUGUGACGUUGGACUGCACCUCUCCUCCAGACACGUUCUUGCCGCACAUGCUGGACCUGGAUGAAUUUGUGCCCCCGGUGCCCCCUCCUCCGUAUUAUCCGCCAGAAUAUACCUGCAGUUCUGAGACAGAUGCCCAAAGCAUCACCUACAAUGGCUCCAUGGACAGCCCCGUGCCGCUCUACCCGACCGACUUCCCCCCCAGUUACGAAGCAGUCAUGGGACUCCACGGGGAUAGCCAGGUGACGCUCUUUGACUCGCAGUUCACGGAUACCUCGCACGGCCCUUGCUCCUGCAACCGUAUCCCUUCCGUCGUGCUCAGCGGUGAAGCGGUUUCCGUGGGCAGCGGCUCCCUCCUGAUGUCCGAGAUCGUGGACAUCCCCGGCGAAAGCAGCCCGUCGGAAGACUCCUGCUUGCUGGAAGGCAGUGGCUCCGCCUGUUCCGUGGACUACGUCUUGUUCCGCUCCAUCCAGCGCAGCCGGGCUGAUUACUGCCUGAGCGUGGACUGCGGCCAGUGUGGCCUGCACCCCCAGGGCCCCUUCGAGGAGAGCCCCCAGGCCCGGCUCCGCGGGGAACGCUCCUACUCCUGCUCCACGCCUGGAACAGGCAACUACGAGGGCUUGCUUGACGUCGGCGGUGCCCUGACGCACAGUUGCCACCGCCUGGAAGGGCUGGGCCACAGCAUAGGGCCCUGCUUCCCUGAAGUGCGGGUCAAAGCCAAGACCUCUCUAGCCGGGCGCAAAGGUGCCGGGAGACAGCGACGGAGUAGUGAGGCCUCGUACCGCCUGCCUUCGGUCCAGUGUCCCUUGGUGCGCUCCCACAGCGACCCUGGGAUUGCCAUGAACAGCGACGCAGAAGGUGACUUCCAGGAGGUGUUCUGCACCAAGGUCUCAGAGGACAACAGGCCCACCUCUUCAGCAGAUACAGGACCUUCUCCAGAGUCUUGCCGUUUGUACCUGUCCCUCCAUGGACUGGCUUCUCAAGCUCACCUGGCGGGGAAGGCCAAGGUGGACGUGCCACGGAAAGGGCCACUUCAUCUUCCCAAGGCGGCCACCCGCUCCCUGGGAGACCUGAAGGCCUGCCGUGGCACCCGGGGCCUCAUGGCCCGCUUCCUGCGCAGAUCCAAGCGCAACCUGGCCCACGCUGGGCUGGACACGGCUCCUCGCAGUGGCACGCAGGGCCGCAAGCAGGUUUCCCGGCACUCGUCUCCGGAGGGGAUCCACCUUCAGAGCUGUGGGGAUCUCAGCUCUACCUCAUCCUUGCGCCGCUUGUUCUCAGGCCGGCGGCUGGAGCGGAGGCGGCCCCGCAGCCUGAGCGGACUGGCCAGAGAGAGCAACUUGUGAGGUCCCGUGGUGUGGUGGGCCCAUCCGUCCCGCACUCCUCCCUUCGUGGCCUUUGCACAUGGACCAACCGGAUGCCGGGAAAAAGCGGACCGGAGGGAGGCGUCCUUGAGAUCUAGCCAGAGUGGAAACAUGUGCGGUGCGCAUGUGUGUAUGUGUAUGCAUGUGGGAGCCGCUCUUCUGAAUUAUGCAACGGCGACGCCGGCAAACUGUGGAAACAACUUUCCAAAACCAAAGGACGUUUUCUCAACCAAACCCACAGAAACCCAGUGAUUCCGGAGCACGUCCGAGGUGGCUUCUCUCGCACUCACACCAUGCACGCUUAAGAAGGGGGUUGCUUUCCCCACCCCAAUGCUUCCCACCCAUUGGUUCUGGCUCUGCAACCAUGCCAGCAAAGCACUGGCUCGUCCCACUUGUGGGCCUCUUUCGCAUUGCAUCAGUGUUUCUCAACCUGGGAGUCGCGGCCCCAUCAGAAAACACAUAUUUCUUAGGGUCUUAGAAGGCUGAAGAUUUCUCUGCCUGUCCUUUGGCCCAAUUCUGUCCUUGGUGGGGUUCAAGGUGCUCUCUGAUUGUAGGUGAACUAUAAAUCCCAGCAACCACCACUCCCAAAUGUCAAGGUCUUAUUUCCCCCAAACUCCACCAGUGUCCACAUUUGGGCAGAUUGAGUAUUGGUGCCAAGUUUGGUCCAGAUCCAUCAUUGUUUGAGUAUUUGGAGGUAGGUAAACUCCAACUCCCAGGUCCAUGCCCACCAAACCCUUCCAGUAUUUUCUCUUGGCUGUAGGAGUUCUGUGUGCCAAGUUUGGUUCAAUUCCAUCGUUGGUGGAGCUCAGAGUGCUCUUUGAUUGUAGGUGAACUAUAAAUCCCAGCAACUACAACUCCCAAAUCACAAAAUCAAUCCCUUCCCAACCCCACCAGUAUUCAAAUUGGGGUGUAUUGAAUAUUUGUGCCAAAUUUGGUCCAGUGGAUGAAAAUACAUCCUGCAUAUCGGAUAUUUACGAUUUGCGAUUCGGAUAUUUAUCGGAUAUUUAUGAUUCACGAUUCGGAUAUUUAUCGGAUAUUUACGAUUCGUGAUUUGGAUGUUUAUCGGAUAUUUACGAUUCGCGAUUCGGAUAUUCAUCGGAUAUUUACAAUUUGCAAUUUGGAUAUUUAUUGGAUAUUUACGAUUCACAAUUCGGAUAUUUAUCGGAUAUUUAUGAUUAACGAUUCGGAUAUUUAUCGGAUAUUUAUGAUUCGCAAUUCAGAUAUUUAUCAGAUUUUUAUGAUUCGCAAUUCGGAUAUUCAUUGGAUAUUUACAAUUUGCAAUUCGGAUAUUUAUCGGAUAAUUACGAUUCACGAUUCGGAUAUUUAUUGGAUAUUUACGAUUCGCAAUUCGGAUAUUUAUCGGAUAUUUAUGAUUUGCGAUUCGGAUAUUUAUCGGAUAUUUACUGCAAUUCGGAUAUUUAUCAGAUAUUUGUGAUUCGGAUGUUUAUCGGAUAUUUACAAUUUGUGAUUCAUAACAGUAGCAAAAUGGCAGUGAUGAAGUCACAACUAAAAUCAUAUUAUGGUCGGGGGGGGGGGUCACCACCAUAUGAGGAACACGUAUUAAAGGGUCGCAACAUCAAAAAGGUUGAGAAACACUGCAUCACAUAAUAAUAGCACCUGGAGGUCCCAGGCUCUGUCAUAUCAGACUCUGGGAUUUGCAGUUUGUUGAUCUUGGGUAGGGGAUCCCACGUCCUUCACGGAACCACAAAUCCCAGGAUUUUGCAAAAAUCUAUUUACAUGUCAUCGUUGUGUCUAUAGCAAUGUGCUGCCAUGCUCACCUGGAUAACCAGGUACGGGCAAAGGUGACUGGGGCAAGCUCUUGUAUGGAGCGUCUAAUGGACAUGGCAUCAUCAACAGUCAACCCUAUGAUCCCAACCAAGAGAUGGACCAGUGAUUCCCAAAGUGGGCGCUACCGCCCCCUGGUGGGUGCUGGAGCAAUCCAGGGGGGCGGUGAUGGCACCUAUUAGGACACAGGGGCGGGGCCAAAGGAGGGGCGGGGCCUCUUUCCAAGUGCCAGAGACAAGGUUGAGCACCUGAGGCACCUGUUAGGACACAGGGGGCGGAGCUAGAGGAGUGGGCGUGGCUUCUUCCCAAGAGCCCAAGACAGGGCUGAGCCUCUAUACCUCUCCUGAGGCACUUGUUGGGACACGGGGCAGGGCCUCCUUCCAAGAGCCUGAGACAGGGCUGAGCCUCUAUAUCUCUCCUGAGAAGACUUUUAGGAUUAAAGGGUGGGGCUAGGUGUGGGGGCGGGGCCUCUCCCCAAGAGCAUGAGACAGGGCUGAGCCUCUACCUCUCCUGAGAGGCCUUUUAGGACUAAAGGGCGGGGCUAGGGGUAGGGGCGUGGCCUCUUCCUAAGAGUCUCUGUAUCCCUCCCCUGAGGCGCUUGUUAGAACAUGGGGGCGAGGUAUAGAGGUUCAGCCCCGUCAGGCACUUGGGAAGAGGCCCCGCCCCCACCUCUAGCCCCUCCCCCUGUGUCCAGGACAGGGAUAGAAGCUCAGCCCUGCCUCAGAGCUCGUAACUCCGCCCAUGCCAGUCCUGGCCGCCCACUUGUGGCCCCGCCCACUUCCUUCGUAGUCCUGCAUCUGGGACUAGGGGAGAGGCUCAGCCCCGCCCUCUUGAGCAGGAGCCACACCCAUCCCUCUAAGCCAUGCCCCCCUUUCCAGGGGGCGCUGGGUCAUAUUUUUUCCGGAAAGGGUGUGUUAGGCCAAAUAAGUUUGGGAACCACUGAGAUGGACCAUCCCUACCUCCAUCUUUGCCUCCACCUGCUCCUCCAUCACCUCAUCCCUUGUUUCCAUCACCCAAUAUGCAACUGGCAACCUUCUGCACUUGUUUCUUGAUACCUCACUUGAGCUGUGCCUUUGGUUGGCUGCUUCCUCUGAUAGAGCUUGGACUCGUUGGAUGCUUUUGAGGUUUCUCUGGAAGCCAGAUGAAUGAGUCAGGACCUUCAGAAGGGUCAUCAGAUAGAUCCCUCUGACAUCUGGAGAGCGUUGGUCGAUGCGAAGGACUCGUCACGCACCAUCCCAGUUUCCUCAGGAUCCUACUCGACUUUCUUCUCCUUCCCGGAGCGGAGACGCAGAGCGUGCCCUCCUCUUCCUUGGAGGAACACAUGGAGGGUCCUAGGACUGUGGUCAACUCGAAAUAAUUUAGAUUUCUACUUGGCGAGACACUGAAGCGAAUGGCCUGAGAUACACAAAUACUUACCUGAGGAAAAAAACAAAUAAAGCCAUAUCUAUACACUCUG